Molecule: messenger RNA, 303 nt
Organism: Synchytrium microbalum
Lineage: Eukaryota; Fungi; Chytridiomycota; Chytridiomycetes; Synchytriales; Synchytriaceae
Exons: 4
Coding region: 1-303 (100 amino acids)
Biological process (GO): protein targeting to ER
Cellular component (GO): signal peptidase complex; endoplasmic reticulum membrane
Source: RefSeq, a predicted model, not a curated record
AUGGCAUACCUCCUAUCAGCUCCAAUUGAUUUCCAAGGCCAAAAAGAUGUCGAAAAAUACACUCACACCCUCCUCAUAUUCACCGGCGUAACAGCCUUCCUCAUCGGCUUCAUAAACCAAAACCUGGCAUUGACAAUGGGUAUCAUGGGUGGCGGACUUGCUGUUGUCUUUUUGUUGGGAUUACCACCAUGGCCAAUAUACAAACAACAUCCAGUCAAAUGGUUACCCAAAUCUACAGCUGCUGGCGAAGCGCAGCGUGAAAAGACAGUGUGGAAGCAAGUAUUGGGGGUCAUUGGUCUGUGA